AUGGACACCUUCAACAAAAGAAAAUUUGGGUCACGUGUUAAAAAAGAAGAAACUGCUGUGAAGGGUGUAGAGGAAAAAGGAUGUCAAGAGAUAAUUUUCAACUACACCCCGUAUAAUACCAACAAAAGCGAUCUACUUCAAGGUCUUACAGAGGCGUACGAACUGUUGCCUAUCCAUCAGGCGACAUACAGCAGAAUUCAACACUUGCCCCAGUUAAAUUGCGCGAACAACUGUCGAAACAUACACAGAGAUCAGCUGUGUGCUCGUCGUAUAAUGGCAAGGGGCCGUAGGAGUUCUUCACCAGACGACGAUGGCUACAAACGUUUUACCGAAGACAUCCACAAUGUCUCGUACGGUUCGAACAGCACCAGUGACGAAAUGGGCAGCCGAUCGACAUUGUGCUGCGAUAACGAUCAGGAGAUGGAACGAGGGGAGGGCAAUUGGGAGAUGAACUAUCAUGAGGCGGCUAUUUUUUUAGAGGAAGGACAGAAUAAUGAGAAAUUCGACUCGCACCCUCGACAUCCCAACGAUCUACCCGCGUACCUACUCGUACAUAACGCGUGGUAUUACGGGCUGGAUCUGAUUAUGUCGAUCAUAAUUUUGCUGCUAGCGCUAGUCGAGGCACCGUCCGUUGAUAAUUUUCAGGUAUUUAUAUCGGUAGCUUGCGAGGGGUAACCCACUUGUACACCACAUUUACCGGGAGCACUUAAGACCCUGAAACGGGACAUCCCGACCUCUCAUUCAAUUAAAUUAAUACAGUCGGCAGUUAUAGAUUUCUAUUCUGAAUUGUGGGGCAUAUAUCUCUGGGGGAUAUUGAUACUCCCCAGUCACAAAAGAGAGUAGUUUAAUUUUAAGUUACUCCCUUUUUCCUGGGGGGUAUUCCAUACCCCCCAGACCCCCCGGUGGUAUAUUACACUGUAAAUUAAUGAAAGUGGGCAGUUAUAGAUUUUUAUUCUGAAUUGUGGGGCAUAUUCCUCUGGGGGGUAUUGAUACUCCCCAGUCACAAAAGAGAGUAGUUUAAUUUUAAGUUACUCCCUUUUGCCUGGGGGGUACUCCAUACCCCCCAGACCCCCCGGUGGUAUAUUACACUGUAAAUUAAUGAAAGUG
Photinus pyralis (common eastern firefly) is the source of this 1107-nucleotide messenger RNA. RefSeq lists its product as uncharacterized. Gene Ontology annotation, cellular component: endosome membrane; lysosomal membrane. Lineage: Eukaryota; Metazoa; Arthropoda; Insecta; Coleoptera; Lampyridae. The transcript is spliced from 3 exons. Bases 1 to 675 code for a protein of 224 amino acids. The record is from RefSeq and is a predicted model, not a curated record. Gene Ontology annotation, molecular function: voltage-gated channel activity.